This is a messenger RNA of Coregonus clupeaformis (lake whitefish), 1536 nucleotides long. RefSeq names its product potassium channel subfamily K member 9-like. Gene Ontology annotation, cellular component: membrane. Lineage: Eukaryota; Metazoa; Chordata; Actinopteri; Salmoniformes; Salmonidae. The coding region runs from base 1 to 1536 and encodes 511 amino acids. Gene Ontology annotation, biological process: potassium ion transmembrane transport; stabilization of membrane potential. The transcript is spliced from 2 exons. The record is from RefSeq and is a predicted model, not a curated record. Gene Ontology annotation, molecular function: potassium ion leak channel activity.
AUGGCACUACGCGCCGGGAGGACUUGGUUUGGGCAGGUUUUGCGCAGAGUGUCUAGGCUGCAGCGCUCGUGGUCCCGGCGAUCGAGCAGUCUCCUGUGUCUCUCUGCGAACCCGGAGCAGGAUCUGGGGACCUGUUACAGGGAUCACACACAUAGCAGUCUCCACUACUGCUCCUCCGUCCACCGCACCCACCGUCACCAACACGCGCCAGUCUGUCCCUCCUCUUCCAGCCGCUGCCAACGCUUUCCCGAUUGCUGCGCAGCCUUCCCGGGGGAUCCGAGGGGACAUGAGCCCCUCACUCGCCGGUUCCUGGUGGUCAUGAAGCGGCAGAACGUGCGGACCUUGUCCCUGAUCAUCUGCACGUUCACGUACCUGCUGGUCGGGGCCGCGGUGUUCGAUGCCCUGGAGUCAGACUUCGAGAUGCGGGAGAAAGAACAGCUGGAGGCAGAGGAGAAGCGUCUCCAAGGGAAAUACAACAUUAGCGAGGACGACUACCGCAAACUGGAGACCAUCAUUAUGGAGGCCGAGCCCCACAGGGCCGGAGUUCAGUGGAAAUUUGCGGGAUCUUUUUACUUUGCCAUCACAGUCAUCACCACCAUAGGUUAUGGCCAUGCAGCUCCCGGGACAGACGCGGGGAAGGCCUUUUGCAUGUUCUAUGCCGUCCUGGGGAUACCCCUGACCCUGGUCAUGUUCCAGAGCCUGGGCGAGAGGAUGAAUACCUUCGUCAAGUCCCUCCUGAAGCGCAUCAAGAAGUGCUGCGGAAUGCGCAUCACCGACGUUUCCAUGGAGAACAUGGUGACGGUGGGGUUCUUCUCCUGCAUCGGGACGCUGUGCAUCGGGGCGGCCGCCUUUUCCCACUACGAGGACUGGAGCUUCUUCCAGAGCUACUACUACUGCUUCAUUACACUGACUACCAUCGGCUUCGGGGACUUUGUUGCCCUGCAGAAGAACCGGGCCCUGCAGCGGAGGCCUCUGUAUGUGGCCUUCAGCUUCAUGUAUAUCCUGGUGGGCCUGACUGUCAUAGGAGCCUUUCUCAACCUGGUGGUGCUGAGGUUCCUGACCAUGAACAGUGAGGACGAGAGGCGGGACGCAGAGGAGAGGGCCUCGCUGGCGGGGAACAGAAACAGCAUGAUCAUCCACAUUCAGGAGGAGACGCUGGGGAGAGGAGGAGGUGCAGGGAGGAGGCGCAGGGAAACGCAAGGCCAGUACUGCGCCGAGGUCACCGAUGUGCCGUCUGUCUGCUCCUGCAUGAACUACCACUCACACGAGUUCGGUAGCUGUGGGGGGGAGAUGGGAGUAGGAGGAGAGAUGGGAGUAGGAGGAGGAGAGAUGGACUGUGCCUUCUCCCACCAGAACUCCUUUAGUUCCCAGUUGAACCCCCACCAGUACUUUCAUUCGGUGUCAUACCGCAUCGAGGAAAUCUCUCCCAGCACCCUAAAGAACAGCUUCUUCCCCUCGCCCAUCAGCUCAGUCUCCCCAGGCCUCCAUAGCUUCACAGACAAUCACCGACUGAUGAAGAGAAGGAAAUCUAUCUGA